Molecule: messenger RNA, 1944 nt
Organism: Theobroma cacao (cacao)
Lineage: Eukaryota; Viridiplantae; Streptophyta; Magnoliopsida; Malvales; Malvaceae
Product: protein SEED AND ROOT HAIR PROTECTIVE PROTEIN-like
Cellular component (GO): cell periphery
Source: RefSeq, a predicted model, not a curated record
UUGUAUUUCUCUCUCCAUUCUUAUAAUUACAUUGCAGAGUUAAUAGCAAUAAUCAUGGCUCUCACCCGUCUCUCCUUGGCAUUCUCAUUGCUUCUACUGUCAUUGCUGGUCAUUGCUUCCGCUGGUGAUUAUAGUAAUGAUGAUUCAUCUAAAUAUGGUUUCGAUGGAAUACCAGCUGACAGCCCUCAAGCAAAGCCAGAAGAAGAAGAAAAGCCUACAAAGCCAGACUAUUACAAGCCCAAGCCGGUAGACAAAGAAAAGCCUGAUUAUGGUAGUAAACCGGAGGUCGUUAAACCAAAGCCAGAAGGAAAAGAAAAGCCUAAUUAUUGCACAAAACAAAACAUCUACAAGCCAAAACCAGAAGAAAAGGAAAAGCCUGAGUAUGGCAGAAAACCAUACGUUGCUAAACCAAAGCCAGAAGGAGAAGAAAAGCCUUACUAUGGCACAAAACCAGACAACUACAAGGAGAAGCCAGAGGAAAAGUCUGGGUAUGGAGGAGAAAAAAAGCCUGAUUAUGACACAAAGGGAUACCUCUACAAACCGAAGACAGAAGAAAAGGAAAAGCCUGAGUAUGGCAGAAAAUCAUACGUUGUUAAACCAAAGCCAGAAGGAGAAGAAAAGCCUUACUAUGACACAAAAACAGAGUUCUAUGAACCAAAGUCGGAAGAAAAGGAAAAUCUUCUCUCCGUUGGUGUUCAAGGGCUUGUUUUAUGUAAAUCAGGUUCCAAGUAUUAUCCAAUUCAAGGGGCUUUAGCAAAGAUAACAUGUAAAGCUGUUGAUAAGGGCGGGCUCGAGAAAACCGUCUCCAUUUGCAGCGGCGCAACUGAUGCAAAGGGUUACUUCUUUGCCACAUUGUCUCAUUCAGGUGUCGUAGAUAAGUUGAAGGUUAAAGAUUGCAAGGCGUAUCUCGAGAGCUCUCCAUUGAAGACCUGUAAUAUUCCCACGAAUGACAACAAAGGGAUUGAUGGUGCUCCUCUUUCUAAUUUCAGUGUUCUAAAUAAGAAGAUGAAUUUGUACUCCGUGGGGCCUUUCUUCUACACCUCCGUAGCUAAAUCAGCCACUAAUGGUUACUUUUCAAUUCAACAACUCUCUCUGAGAGAGGACAUGAGCAUGGCUCUUAAGAAUUUCUUCUUCGCAACCUUAUUUAUGCUUCCUUUGUUACUUCCGACGGCUGCUUUGGAUAGUGAUGGUGAAUAUAAACCCAACCCCAACCUUCAGAAGCCAUAUGUUGAAAAAGAAAAGCUUCUCUCCACAAUGAUUGGUAUUCAAGGCCUUGUGUAUUGCAGGUCAGGCAGUCAAUUCAUCCCGCUUGAAGGUGCUGUGGCGAGGAUAACAUGCCAGGGUGUGGAUAAGUACGGGUACGAAACAGAGUCUUUCUCCAUCUUGAGUUGUGCAACAGAUGCCAAGGGUUAUUUCAUUGCAACAGUCUCUCCUUAUGAGGUAAAAGAUAGUAGGAGGCUUAGAGAAUGCAAGGCUUUCCUUGAACUCUCCCCAUCGGAUGCUUGCGACGUUCCAACUGAUGUCAACCAGGGGAUUACUGGUGCUCCUCUUGCUUCUUACCAUCUCCUCCAUGACAAGAAUAUGAAGUUGUUCACCGUUGGACCUUUCUUCUUCAUUCCACAGAAAGACGCUAAAUCAAUCUGGCCCGAUGGAUAUUGAAAUAAUUGAGAUCGCAUGUUAACCAAACGGAAUUUGUCAAUUGUUUUUGGGAGUUGGGGUUCUAUAUAUCAAUAUACAGCAAAUUGAAUACUUUGCUGCUUUUUGCUUGACAAUUUGCUUAACUUGCUAGGAACAAUGUAAAAAUUACUACAAUUGUUUCUAAAUAUUUGAGUUGCAGCAAAGUUACUUAAAUUCAAGUCGACCACUUCCCCUUAUCCAACUAGUCACUGUUAACACGAUCAUACCUCAUGGAAAAUUAUAACCUCCACCACUUAAUUUCUUUUU